Molecule: messenger RNA, 1588 nt
Organism: Erigeron canadensis
Lineage: Eukaryota; Viridiplantae; Streptophyta; Magnoliopsida; Asterales; Asteraceae
Product: acyl-coenzyme A oxidase 4, peroxisomal
Exons: 13
Coding region: 118-1437 (439 amino acids)
Biological process (GO): fatty acid beta-oxidation
Cellular component (GO): peroxisome
Molecular function (GO): acyl-CoA dehydrogenase activity; flavin adenine dinucleotide binding
Source: RefSeq, a predicted model, not a curated record
CACGUAUGUACAAAUAGAGAUAGAGAAGAUCAUCAUCUAAAAAAAGAUCACUAUAUCCUAUUUAUUUACUAGUAGUAAAAUUAAAGUUCAAAAGAAAAUAAAUUUCUGGAAUCGAGUAUGACAAUCCAAUCAUCCAAAAAAGUUGAAGAUGAACAGAACAAUGAUUCAAAGAGCUUGUAUUUUAAUUUUCCUGCUCUGGAUGUGUCCAAGGCAUUUCCUCAAGCGACACCAGCUUCAGUAUUUCCACCUUCCAAAUCAGACUACUAUCACUUCGAUGAUCUUCUGACCCCUGAGGAGCAAGCUCUAAGAUUAAAAGUAAGAGAGUGUGUCGAGACACACGUUGCUCCCAUAAUGACCAAGUAUUGGGAGAAGGCAGAAUUUCCAUUCCAAAUUGUUCCAAAACUAAGUGCCCUAAAUAUAGCUGGAGGAACUAUCAAGGGGUAUGGAUGUCCAGGUCUGUCUGUCACCGCAAAUGCUAUAGUUACAGCUGAAUUAGCCAGAGUUGAUGCAAGCUGCUCCACUUUCAUCUUAGUGCAUUCUUCUUUGGCAAUGCUCACUAUAUCUCUCUGUGGGUCAGAAAUACAAAAACAGAAAUAUUUGCCAUCAUUGGCCAAACUUGACACUAUUGCUUGUUGGGGUUUGACUGAACCUGACUAUGGAAGUGAUGCGAGUGGCCUUAGAACAUCAGCAACAAAGGUGGAAGGAGGUUGGGUCAUUGAAGGCCAAAAACGAUGGAUUGGAAACAGCACUUUUGCUGAUAUUUUAGUUAUUUUUGCUAAAAAUAAGGACACAAACCAGAUAAAUGGAUUCAUUGUAAAAAAGAAUGCCCCAGGGUUACAAUCUACCAAGAUAGAAAAUAAAAUUGGGUUGAGAAUGGUUCAGAAUGGAGAUAUUCUCUUGCAGAAAGUUUUUGUCCCCGAUGAAGACAGGUUACCUGGGGUCAACUCUUUCCAAGAUACAAGCAAAGUGCUGGCUGUUUCUCGUGUCAUGGUUGCCUGGCAACCCAUUGGCAUCACAAUGGGUGUCUAUGACAUGUGCCAUAGAUACUUACUAGAGAGAAAGCAGUUUGGAGCCCCAUUGGCAGCUUUCCAAAUAAAUCAGCAGAAGCUAGUUCAAAUGUUGGCAAAUGUCCAAGCAAUGUUUCUCAUUGGUUGGCGUCUUUGCAAGUUGUAUGAGAGUGGUAAAAUGACUCCUGGUCAGGCUAGCUUGGGAAAGUCGUGGAUCACGUUGAGGGCUAGGGAGACAAUUGCACUAGGUCGUGAGUUACUUGGUGGAAAUGGAAUAAUAUCCGACUUUUUAGUGGCCAAGGCUUUUGGAGAUUUGGAGCCAAUUUACACAUAUGAAGGAACAUAUGACAUUAACACAUUGGUUACAGGUCGGGAGAUUACAGGUAUUGCAAGUUUCAAGCCUGUCAUAAAGACUCAAAGCCGCUUGUAAUUUGUGUUUCCUAGUUGGGGAAGCUGUUUGUUCUUUAUUGUGCUAUAUGUAUUUAUUUGAAAGUUUGGAUGAACUCAAUAAAUAAAAGAAAAUCUUCAUUGUGGGUUACAAUUUGGACAUGAACAUGCAUGAAUAAUGUACCAAUUUAGCA